AUGUCUUCCCAGCCCACUCCAUCCAACCCCAUCCCAACAUCGUCCUGGAAAGAAUGGUGCUCAGGAUGGUGGCCGGGGGACUGGCCGAAGAAGACGACUAUCCUCGUCUUCUCGAGUCUUGCGAUUGCGCUUUAUGGGUAUGACCAAGGUAUGAUGUCCUUGGUCAACACAAACCGGUCUUACCUGCGCACCAUGGGCCUGCCCGAGGAAUCGGACCUCGUGGGCAUCAUCGUCUCUAUCUACUACCUCGGGUGCGGCUGCGGCGCCUUCUUAGCUUCCGGAAUCGCCGACAGGGUAGGCCGCAAGUAUGCGAUUGCGGCAUGUCUGAUCACAAGCGUGGUUGGAGACCUGAUGAUGUUUGCUCCUGGAAUAUACCCCAUAGGAUCGGACAAUUCGUGGGGUGGCGGCUCCCUUGGACUCAUGAUGGCCGGACGCGUUGUACUGGGAUUUGGUGUUGGAGGAAUCGAUGCUGUCAUUCCCGUCUACAGCUCGGAGCUCUCUAAGGACGAAACCCGCGGUAGCGCUAUGGCCAAGGAGUUCCAGGCAAACAUUUUUGGGCUCUUUCUCGCAUUCUUUCUCAAUUUUAUGUUUACUUACCUCUUAGGCAAGGACAGCCAGUGGGCCUGGAGGAUCCCUAUCAUUUGCAUGAUUUUCUUCCCUAUCUUGCUCCUUCUUAUAGUAAAGAGUUUACCAGAAUCACCGCGGUGGUUAGUCAGUCAAGGAAACUCCGAUGCUGCCAUGGUGUCAUUGGUAAACGUCCACGGAGAAGCCAAGGCAGAAAAUAUGCUUACUGAGCUCGAGGCCGCCCAGGAAGAAGAAAAUGGCACGGAAGUUGGAUAUUUCGCCAUGUUAUUCUCGCCAAGCUGCUCACAGUUUCAUCCCACUAUGAUCACUGUCAUGGGCCAGAUCAACCAAGCUUUGACGGGUUAUGGCGCUGUCUCAGUUUACGGCCCACAAAUCUUUGAACUCCUUGGACUGAGAGUGUGGCUCGCAGAGUGCACCACUCUCGCCAACUACUUCUGGUACUUAUGCAUGAUGAGAGUAGCCGUGUGGACGAUCGACGUUCUUGGUCGCAGGAAGUUGAUGAUAUGGGGUUCUGCGGGAUUAGCAAUCUGCUACAUCCUCUUGACUAUUAUGGGUGGCAUUGCUACGGAUGUUUUCCACGAACCUCAGCUCGGAGUAGAGAUUGUUGGAUCAGCCAUUCUCUUCCUCUCAACCGCUGUUUUUGGAAUAUGCUGGUUGACAACUGUUUGGUUGAUUCCAACCGAGAUCUAUCCCAACGCCGCGCGCGCCAAAGGCAGUUGUAUUAGCGUUGGAGUAUGGGGUCUUGUCAACUUCGCCGUCACAUUGGCUACUCCUUGGGGCUUCAACCACUUAAAAUAUUGGCUAUUCUUUGUCUUUGCCAUCACCAACACGAUCGCUGGCCUGUUCACAUGGCUCUUCUCACCCGAGACGGGCGGCCGAAGCUUCGAGGAGAACCAGGCUUUCUUCACAUCAGCCCGCGAAGAUAAAAGCUGCCUCGUAAUGAGAGUCGGCGGCGGCAGGUACCUACGUCUGCUACCGAACAGUGAAGACGACUCCGAGUACGCCGAAGGUGAUGCGGGAAACGCUAAGGGCGAAAACGAGGGGGACCAACAGGCGGGAAACGGAGACGGCGCGAGCUGGAUUACCGUUAUAGAGGCUCCGGUGAAUCGGGACACCGAUGGUGGAGACGAAGGCAGAGGAGAUACUAGGAGUGGUGAGAACGCGGAUGAGCCCUCGGAGACGACGCCUCUUCUGGGUACAAGUAAUGCACCUAAUUAG
Molecule: messenger RNA, 1803 nt
Organism: Hypoxylon fragiforme
Lineage: Eukaryota; Fungi; Ascomycota; Sordariomycetes; Xylariales; Hypoxylaceae
Product: general substrate transporter
Exons: 2
Coding region: 1-1803 (600 amino acids)
Biological process (GO): carbohydrate transport; transmembrane transport
Cellular component (GO): membrane
Molecular function (GO): carbohydrate:proton symporter activity
Source: RefSeq, a predicted model, not a curated record